Molecule: messenger RNA, 3354 nt
Organism: Naumovozyma castellii
Lineage: Eukaryota; Fungi; Ascomycota; Saccharomycetes; Saccharomycetales; Saccharomycetaceae
Gene: GIN4
Product: protein kinase GIN4
Exons: 1
Coding region: 1-3354 (1117 amino acids)
Source: RefSeq, a predicted model, not a curated record
AUGACUACUUUAGCUGAGAAUAAAAAGGCAAUACCAACAAUAAAGGGCGACACCAUUGGACCAUGGAAACUCGGUGAAACAUUAGGUCUCGGAAGCACAGGUAAAGUACAAUUGGCGUUCAAUGAAACAACAAACCAACAAGCUGCCAUUAAGAUAAUAUCCAAAUCCAUAUUCAACACCAAACCAAACUCCAAUGAAACUUCCAUGGUGGCCAAUACACCAGACUCAUUACCAUACGGUAUUGAACGCGAAAUUAUUAUAAUGAAGUUACUCAGACAUGCCAACGUUUUGAGCUUGUACGACGUAUGGGAAACUAAUUCAAACUUGUAUAUGAUCUUGGAAUACGCUGAAAAGGGAGAAUUGUUCAAUUUAUUGGUUGAAAAGGGUCCCCUACCUGAAAAGGAAGCUGUUAGAUUCUUUAGACAAAUUAUUAUCGGUAUCUCCUACUGUCAUGCCCUAGGUAUUGUACACAGAGAUUUGAAACCAGAGAAUUUGUUGCUAGAUCACAAGUUCAAUAUCAAGAUUGCUGAUUUUGGUAUGGCUGCAUUGGAAACUGAAGACAAACUAUUAGAAACAUCAUGCGGUUCACCUCAUUAUGCAGCGCCGGAGAUUGUAUCCGGGAUCCCAUACCAUGGGUUUGAAAGUGAUGUUUGGUCAUGUGGUGUCAUAUUAUUUGCCCUCUUAACAGGUAGAUUACCAUUUGACGAAGAAGAUGGGAACAUUAGAAAUCUUUUAUUAAAAGUGCAAAGUGGACAAUUUGAAAUGCCCGACGAUGAUGAAAUGUCAAGGGAUGCACAAGAUUUGAUUUCAAGAAUAUUAACUGUGGACCCAACCAAGAGAAUCAAAACAAGAGAAAUAUUGAAACAUCCAUUAUUACAAAAAUAUCCAAGUAUUAAAGAUUCUAAGAGUAUUAAAAAUUUGCCCAGAGAAGACACUUAUUUAUUCCCAUUAUCAGAUAAUAACUCUGUCAUAGAUCCAUCUAUUUUGCAAAAUUUAGUGGUCUUAUGGCAUGGUAGAGAUAAAGAACAAAUUGCUGCUAAAUUAAAGGAAUCCGGUGCCAAUGCAGAAAAGACGAUAUAUGCAUUAUUGUAUAGGUUUAAAAUUGAAGCUGAAAAUCUAUCUGCCAAGCAAGAACAAGUAAAGAGAAAGCAAUCUAUAAUAAAGAAAUCCACAGCAAAUGUUUCGACACCUCCAAGAAAGAAAAAUAGAAUUUCAACAAUGAGUGUUUCCUCAUCACGAAAGAGACCUGUGUCAUUUAACAGAUUACCUACAAUAUCCAAUGGUAAAACAAAUAAUAUCAUUCCAAAUGGCCGUAAUGGGGACUCCAAUAAUACCACUCCCAAAUCAAACAAGAGACUUUCCAUAAAUUUGUCUUCUAAUAAAAGAUUGUCAAACUUGUUAGUGCAAGGACAUAGUAAUGGUAACAGUAAUUCUCCCACCCCAUCACGUUCCAAAAGGAUAUCACUUAUAAACUUGGACAACUCCACGGCUCCACCAAUUCCUGUAAAUGUACUAAAGGAUUACAAAAAUAAAUCUUCCUCCUCGAAAAAUAAGAGAGCUAGUAAGAGACUAACAUUCCUUGGUAAUGGUAAACGUGGAUCUAUCACGACUAAGCUAUUGUCAACUUAUGCCAAACUAUCAGAAGACGAUAACUGGGAGUAUAUUGAAAAGGAAACGAAAAGAACAAGUUCAGAUUUUGCCACAUUGAUUGAUGAAAUAUUUGAGCAUGAAAAAUAUGAACAAAUAAGGAAAGAAAAGGAAGAAUUAGCACGUAAAGUGAGAGAAGCUAAGGAAGGUGAAGCAAGAGAAAGGAGGGAACAGGAAUCUGAAAAGCAAAGAAAGCAAAGAGAACGUGAAGAACUUGAAAGACAACAAUUAGAAUUACAAAAUCACAUUGAUCAAGAAAUAUCAAAUUUGAAAGCUGAUUUAGCUAACGAAACAAAAGGUGCUGAACCUUACGAAAACCCAAGAUCUGUUUCUGCUCCAUUGGAAAGAGAGAAUCCUGAAGCCAUUGAAAGAGAUAUUAAUGACUUGUUUGCUCGUCGUAAUGUCUCAUUACAAACAAGACCUAAAUCGAGGUUGGAUCCUGGUAUACUAUACUCAGCUCCUGCAGAGACUGUUUCUAACCCAUUAUUAUCGGAUAUUGAUCAAGAGAUUGACCGAGAAAAGAAGAUUUUGGAAACUAUUAGAAGGUCUAGAUUUUUAGGUUCUUCAUACAAUAUUAACAAAGAAUUGGAAUUUGCCAAGAAAACAGCACUAGCGGAAACAUCCAAGAAGGAAAAAAGAUCAAAAGUUACAUCUCAAAAUAUAGUAGCUGAUAAGGCAGCCAUUGGUGUUAUUCCACUGAAUGAUACUGAGGCUGGAUUGAGAAAGAUUUCCGAAAUUAAAGUGCCUCAAUUCACAAGAAAAUCAAGACAUUUCAGUAAUUCCAACAGACGACUUUCAGUUUUAUCAAUGUAUUCUACCAAGCAAUCAUAUACUAAUUUGGGUGAUAUUCUAAAAGAAGGUGGUGUCAAUCUAGCUUCUGAAGCUAACAAUACUACUACUAGUAAGGCAUCCACAGAACCUGAAUUCCAAUUUGAAUCUGUGAAUGAGGGAACAGCAAAUAAACUAUAUGAAUUGCAAGAGGAACCAGAAUAUACUGAUGUUAAUAAGGAGGACGGGAAACCGAAGAAGAAUGUUAAACUACCUACGUUGCCUCCUCUUCAUGAAAAAACUAAUCAAGCUAAUGGUUUAGCAAUUUAUCAAUCAUCGAGUGACGAUGAUAAAAAACCAACUGAGCCACAACCUAAGUCACAGUCCAUGAUACCUGAAAGGCAAGAUUCCAUUAACAACUCUGCUUCCGUUAAGAAGACUCCCGUCGUUGAACCAGAAUCACAAGCAACGAAAAAGAUAAAUAAGCCCAAGCAAAGACAGCCUAAGAAGGAAGAAGAAAGGAAACCAUUAAAUGAAAUGCCACCAAAUGUGGAGAAGAAGAGAAACGUCUCCUUUUUCAGAAAAUUCUCUAAAUCAUCUGCAGUCUCCACUCUUACGAAGAAUGGAUUCGAUUACGAAGUGUACGUUAACGUUUCUGCUCCACAACUAUACAAGGGUUUGCUAAGGUUAUUGCAAGGUUGGUCCAAAUACGGUCUAAAGGACGUCAAGAGUCAAUCGAAUUACAUGAAGCUCACAGGGAAGCUAUCCAACGAUAACAUUCUAUCAUUGAGGUCGACUGUUUUCGAGAUGAUUGUCGAAUCAAAGGGCAAACAGAGCGUUGUAGGGUUCAACAAGAUAUCAGGUUCCUCCAAGACGGUGAGGAGGCUGUUUGUUGAGAUAGAGAAGGUGCUCCGUCAAGAGGGUGUGCUAUCCGCUUGA